This is a messenger RNA of Cyclopterus lumpus (lumpfish), 6142 nucleotides long. It is a transcript of the gene tdrd6b, whose product is annotated as tudor domain-containing protein 6. The record is from RefSeq and is a predicted model, not a curated record. Lineage: Eukaryota; Metazoa; Chordata; Actinopteri; Perciformes; Cyclopteridae. Gene Ontology annotation, biological process: spermatogenesis. The transcript is spliced from 4 exons. The coding region runs from base 278 to 6022 and encodes 1914 amino acids.
UCACGUCACUUCUCACUUUGCCUUUCCUCUUACUCAUUUUGAAACAAGUCACUGGAAAUAAGAGUCAACGGCAAGACAAUAUCAUGUCAGAUAUUAUUAUUAUUAUUGAUCCAUUUGUAGGGCUGUGAUUUGAUUACAUAUUUUCCCCUCUACGUUUGAGUUAUGUGGUGUUGUACAUUUACUUAAAUUAAAUCUUAAAAGGUCCUUCAGACGCCCAGUCCCCUUGAUGAUGAGUCGCCUGCAACAAACACGGUGUAUUUGACCCCAGAACUUCACAAUGUGUUCAAUUCCCGGGCUUCCAACGCCUGGAUCAGAAGUACCUGUUGUCAUCACAAGGGUGAACUUAAACCGCAAUUGUGGUCUUGUGGAAUUAUGGGUUAACAUGGAUGAUGGAAGGAAGCCUCUUUAUGAGCAGAUGAGGGCGGAAAUUCAGUUUCCUAAAAGAAGGUUUCAUGGAUCCGAAGGAAAACCAGGGGAUCUCUGUCUGGUUUGCAUCAGUGACACCUGGCACAGAGCUCGGGUGGUAUCGAUUCAAGGUGAAACUUGCAAUGUUUUUCUAAUUGACCAGGGACAGCCCCAUAUCUCCACCAGUGAAGCUUUAGCAUGGGGCCAAAAUGACUGUUUCCUCCUUCCUCCUGAAACUGAAUCAUGCGUACUUGCAAAUGUGCUCUGCCUUGAGAAUAACUGGCCUGAAAUACCAACACAGUUUUUGCUGUCUCUGCCUGGAAAGAAGUUUAAGGGACUGGUUCAGCACGUGCUGAUGCCAGACAGGACCAUCCUGCUCGACAUACCAAUCGUUUCCAUGCACAUCUGUAAGAUUGGGGUUGCAAAGAAGAUGGCGGUAGAUGAGUUUAAAAGCCUUGUGCAGAAAUGUCUUGAGGCCCAACACCCAACGCAGGAACAGGAUGUUAAUUGCCAACUUAAGAAGCACAACCAAUACUUUUACCCAGAACUGUUAACUGAUAGUUUUGAACUUGUUAACGUGACUGAGGUAACUAAUCCAUGUAACAUUUUUUGCAAACUCCAAGUUUUUUCCAAGGCAGUGAAGAUUUUAUCAGAAACGAUCCAGCAGCACUAUGAAGAAAGCUCAGAUUUAGGAGAGGCACAACCUUUGACCUGUAGGGAUCCAUGUGCUGCUCGAGGGAUGAACGGCAGAUGGCAUCGCUCGUUACUAAAUGAAAUGAUAACUAGCAAUGGUGUUGUUGAAGUCUUGCAUGUGGAUGAAGGAAAAAAAGAAUGUGUCCCAGUUGGAGACAUCAGACCUCUGCAUGGAAAAUUUCUAAGAAUGCCAGUUUUCACGUACACCUGUUCUCUCGAAGGCGUAAAAGAUAACGGCACAGGUUGGACUACAGGCCAGAAUGAUUACUUGAAAUCACUGCUCCUGAACAAGAGGUUCGUGGCAAAGUUUAACCACCACAAUGUACCUCAAGAUGUCUAUGAUGUCAUUCUCUAUGCAGAUGAUGCAUGCAUGAAUGAUUGUUUUAUAGAGAAGGUUGGACCCUUUUCAUCAGAACGAGAUACAAAUGUCCAGAAUAGACCUGUUGCCUCAUCAUUUCUCAGUUCACUUGGAAAACAUUGUUGUACAGAUUUACAGAACAAAGCCACUGUAAAUGUUGAUGGUUUACAAGAAGAAACGUUGCCAUGCACAAAGAACCAAGCCACAUCUGGAGCAGAUGAUGCUCAAAUCAAAGAUAAUUCAAAGCAUCCAGACCCUAUGGUACAGAUCAAUGGGAAUCUUUUGGUGCAGAAUGCUUGUGGUGAUGAGUAUGUGUUUACUGUAGGAAGUAGUGUCAAUGCAAAAGUAUCUUUCAUUGAAAGUCAACAGAAAUUCUGGUGUCAACCAACUGAAAACUGUGACUCUCUCAGACACCUGAUGCAGGACCUGCAAAACCACUAUGCAUCCACCCACCGUGAUCCACUUGUUGAGUCAAUCUGUGUCGUCCGUAAUCAAGACAAUGACAUGUGGUAUAGAGCAAGGAUCAUGGCAAGUCACCACACUUCUGAUGUAGAUGUGAGAUUUAUAGACUAUGGUCAAACUCAAACAGUCCCUCUGCACGAUGUGUUUCUCAUUGAUCCAGCUUUCUUACGGCUAAAUGCCCAGGCUUUCCAGUGUCGCUUGUUCAAUUGCAAGAAUUCCACUAAUCCCACUUCCAUCACUCAGACUGAUACUGCAGAGUUUCAGCAGUUGGUGGAUGUAGGCGCUUCGUCAAAAAUUGGGUUGAAAUGCACUGUGAAGGCUGUAACAUCUGAUGAAGAAGGCAUGCUGGUUAAUGUGGUCGAUAUUGAAACACCAUCUGACAGUGCAUGCAAGCUUCUGACUCAGGAAUGUGCACCGGCUCAAGCACUCCUUCAAAUUCUUCCAACGGUCCCAUUGGAUGUAUACAAUUGCUCCACGUACAAUAUUGAGGUGGAUGGAAAAGAAGAUGUGUGGAUAACCUAUUCAGAGAACGUCAAUCGAUUCUACUGCCAACUGGACAGGAAUUUACACUUGUUUUUCAAAGUGAUGGGAAGUGUUAAACAACUAAUCAACCAGCCACGCUCCACAGAUUGCCCACUUGGACUUGAUAGCAUUUGUUUUGCUAGGUUCACUGAUAAUCAGUGGCACAGAGGUCAAGUGGUAGAAAUGUCUCCAAAAAUGAAAGUACACUUUGUGGACUAUGGCCAAACCCUUUCAGUGAAUGAAUCUGAUGUUUGUCCCUUUCCCACUGAAGCAGGUGUGGCCAGGUCUGUUCCUGUGCAGGCUGUUACACUUGGACUGUUUGAAGUCCCGACAGAAGUGCCACAAGAGGUCAACAAGUGGUUUGCAGACAGUGCCAUUGGCCAAAUGUUCACCAUUUCAGUGGUAGCAAAGGGAGAAAAAGGGAAGCUCAUUGUUGAACUGUUUACUGGAGCUCUGAAUUUAAAUGUGAAAGUCAGAGAGAUGAUGUCAAAGAUAACACAACAAGAGACAACGUGUCCCAUUGAGCAGACUGACCAGCAGCUCUUAAACAGCUCAGAGCAUGGCGGUGGGCCAAAUGAGGACUGUUUAACUCAAGAGCUCACGAAUGUAUCCAUAUUGACAAUGAUGAAAGAUCUCAAUAAAGUGUACAGCAACGAUGGACCAUAUGCAAGAGAUGAGCCGAUUUCAGAAUCCAUAAGUAAUGACUCUGCACAAGAGUUUGAACAUGAAAAGACUUUAGAUGAAGGAAGAAAACCAAUAACAGAUCUUAUGGACAAAGAAAUGGAAGAUGGCCAAGGAGACUCAGAAAUAACACAACAACUUUCCCUUCCUUCCUGUCCCGAAGGAAAUGUGAAUGUCUGCAUUUACAAGUGGCCAAAGAUCUCUCAAAACAGGACUGAGGAGGUAUACGCAUCCUGCAUUGCUGGACCACAUCAUUGCUGGUGUCAGUACGCCAACACUGAAGACCUGAACAUGGUGUCGAAGCUUGCUCAGGAAGCAGGACAGACACAACAAGACAAGAUGUUCCCAGAGACUCUUGGUCCUGGCAGUCCAUGCCUUGCUCAGUUCUCCAGUGACGACCAGUGGUAUCGAAGUCAAGUAAUUAGCAGAGUUGACGAUGCCUUCCGUGUCUUGUUUAUCGACUAUGGAAAUGAGUCUGAAGCUGAUGGCAAGAAUGUGAGAUCACUGCCUCAGAGUCUGCUGGAGAAGGCUCCGCAGGCCUUUUUGUGCUCCUUGAAUGGAUUUGAUGAGUCCAAGGGCUCCUGGAAUGACGACGUUUACGAUGCAUUCUACAAUCUUCUGGUUGAUAAACCACUCAAACUGACGGUGCUCAAUAUGGACGACCAAUCAGAGGCUGCAGUUCCUCAGUAUGCAGUGGAAAUUGAAUGUGAGGGAGCGAUUGUUAAUGCAGCAAUGCUGAAAUACUGGAAACCAGCUGCAAAAGAACUUAUUCCGAUAGACCCCCCUGAAAGAGAGCUUUUCCUCCAAGAUAUUCAAACUGAGUCCAACAUGACACAGACAAAUGUUUGCAAAGUAAAUGUGAAUACGUGCAUGUACAGGAAGCCAAACUUCUCCAAUAACAAAAAAGAGGAGGUAUAUGCUUCUUGUAUUGUUCAACCCCAUUACUUCUGGUGUCAGCACACCAAAACAGAGGAGCUCCGCAAAGUAUCAGAGCUUGCUCAGCAGGCAGGACAGACACAGCAGGACAUGAUGUUCCCUGAGACUCUUGGUCCUGGCAGUCCAUGCCUUGCUCAGUUCUCCAGUGACCAACAGUGGUAUCGUGCUCAAGUAAUUUCUAGAGUUGGUCAUGCAUUUACCGUCUUGUUUAUAGACUACGGAAACGAGUCUGGCAUUGACGUCAAGAAUGUGAGAUCAGUGCCUCAGAGUCUGCUGGAGAAGGCUCCUCAGGCCUUUUUGUGUUCCUUGAAUGGAUUUGAUGAGUCCAAGGGGUCCUGGAAUGAGAAUGUUUACGAUGACUUCUACAAUCUUCUGGUUGAUAAACCACUCAAACUGACAGUGUUCAACAUAGACGACCAAGCCGAGGCUGCAGUUCCUCAGUAUGCAGUGGACAUUGAGUGUGAGGGAGUAAUAGUUAAUGCAGCAAUGCAGAAACACUGGGAACCAGUUGCCGAAGAAUGUGUUUCGAUAGAACACCCUCAAGAGGAAACCGCCCUCCAAGAUAAUCAAACUGAGUCCAGUGGGACUUUUCUCAAUGUUUCCAAAGUAAAUGUCAAUGCUUGUAUGUACAAGAAGCCAAACUUUUCCAAAAACAAAAAAGAGGAGGUAUAUGCUUCUUUCAUUGUGCAUCCCCAUUACUUCUGGUGUCAGUACGAUAACCCGGAGGAGCUCAGCAAAGUAUCAGAGCUUGCUCAGGAAGAAGGAAAGAUGCAUCAGGACCAGAUGUUCCCAGAGACUCUUGGUCCUGGCAGUCCAUGCCUUGCUCUGUUGUCCAGUAACAACCAGUGGUAUCGAGCUCAAGUAUUACACAGAAUUGACGAUGCAUUCUGUGUCUUGUUUAUCGACUAUGGAAACAAGUCUGACGUUGACAUCAAGAAUGUCAGAUCAGUGCCUCAGAGUCUGCUGGAGAAGGUUCCUCAGGCCCUUUUGUGCUCCUUAAAUGGAUUUGAUGAGUCCAAGGGGUCCUGGAAUGACGAAGUUUACGAUGAGUUUGAAAAUCUUCUGCUCGAUAAACCACUCAAACUGACAGUGUUCAACAUGGAUGACCAUUCAGAGGCUUCAGUUCCUCAGUAUGCAGUGGACAUUGAGUGUGAGGGAGCAAUGGUUAAUGCAGCAAUGCAGAAACACUGGGAACCAGUUGCCGAUGAAUCUGUUUUGAUAGAACACCCUCAAGAGGAAACCGCCCUCCAAGAUAUUCAAACUGAGUCCAGCAUGACUCCUCUCAAUGUUUCCAAAGUAAAUGUCAAUGCUUGUAUGUACAAGAAGCCACACUUUUCCAAAAACAAAAAAGAGGAGGUAUAUGCUUCUUGCAUUGUGCAUCCCCAUUACUUCUGGUGUCAGUACGACAACGCGGAGGAGCUCAGCAAAGUAUCAGAGCUUGCUCAGGAAGAAGGUAAGAUGCAACAGGACCAGAUGUUCCCGGAGACUCUUGGUCCUGGCAGUCCAUGCCUGGCUCUGUUUUCCAGUGACGACCAGUGGUAUCGAGGUCAAGUAAUACGCAGGAUUGACGAUGGGUUCUGCGUCUUGUUUAUCGACUAUGGAAACGAGUCUGACGUUGACAUCAAGAAUGUGAGAUCACUGACUCAAGGUCUGCUGGAGAAGGCUCCUCAGGCCUUUUUGUGCUCCUUGAAAGGAUUUGAUGAGUCCAAGGGGUCCUGGAAUGACGACGUUUACGAUGACUUCAACAACCUUCUGGUUGAUAAACCACUCAAGCUGACGGUGUUCAACAUGGACGACCAAUCAGAGGCUGCGGUUCCUCAGUAUGCAGUGGAAAUUGAGUGCGAGGGAGCGGUGAUAAAUACACUGAUGGAGAAAUACUGGAAAGGACUGGACACAGACCAUGCCUUGGAAGAACGUUUGGGAUCAGCUCUCAAGAUGAAUGUUCAUGGGGAAACCCAAUUGUGACAGAACAGCCUUGAGUUUUGUCAACUGAAAGUUCAUAUUUGUCUUGUUAGAAAAUACAUUUGAAUAACUAUGAACAAUUAAGCUUGUCAUGUGGUUAAUAAAAUUUGUGUCGAUAAACAA